UUCUUUCUGCCAGUCGUUCGCGUCGGUCGAUCGGUUGAAGAAGUCGCACAAGCAGGCGCAUUUCAAGCGGGGCGAACAAAAAUUAACGCAGACGCCUCAAUAACGGCAACGACGACAGCAUCUGUGCAGCAAAAGCAAGUGCUGCGGCAGACUUCAAGUCCCAACACAGUCGGCGUCUAAAAGUUAAUUAACAAUUAGCAAUUGGAAUUAAAAUUGUGCGUGAAUGUGCGUGUGUGUUUGUGUGUAAACUUUAUGCAACAUCGACAACACCUGAACUGAAUUACAUAUCAACGCAUUUCAUUUCAUUGAAAAAAAGUUAAUCACCAAGACUGAGGCGGGCAAAUCGUGAGCUGAAUGUGUUUGCGAGGGCGUUGAACCAUGCCCAUUUGCAAAAGCUCGCCAGCGAUGGCGUCGAGCAAGAAGACAGCAACGGACAUAUCCGCCGAUCAUGUAACGGAGGCAGCCCAGGUGAAGCGCACCCGCGAGCAGGCUUACUUCAACUCCUACGACUUUGAUGCAAUCGAGGUGCUGCCCUACGACGAGGAUGACGAUGAGAUGGUGCCGCAUAGUCGCAGCAGCAGCGGACGCUAUUCGGGUGCCAAUGGCAGCCACAACAGCCACAGCAACAGCCACAGCAACAGCAAUAGUCACAGCAACAGCAACAGCAAUGCGGCUGCAAUCACAAAGUUUGCUUACCUGCAACGUUUGGGCGCAUUCUUUGGUCAUAAAUCAGCAACGGAUGGAGCAAGUGCCGCAUCGCCAGCAACUGGAGAGGAACAGUUGGGGGCUGUGACAACAGCGAAUGAAACUGCGGCAGCUGGGCAAAGUAAUGACAACUUUUUGUUGCCUCGCGCCAUGCUGAAGUAUCAAUAUCAGAGUGUUGGCGGUCAUGUGGUGACUUCAAUGCCAUUGACAGCGUCGCUCUCGAUGAUCCACGCGAAUAGCUCGACUGGACUCGAAUGCCAGACGGGCACAUCUAUGGCCAGAGCAAAAGUAGCAGCAAACGAAAUGCCAGUGGCAUCGGCAUCGGCAGCAGCAGCAACCACAACAGCAACAGCGAUGGCAACAGCUCAAACGAGAAACAAGAAACGCUCGAUUGCAUCCAAUGCCAGCAGCACACAUACCACAGACUCUGGCCUGGGCAACACUAGCAACAACAAUAAUAACAACAACAGCACUUCGGCAGCAGCAGCAACAACACAAGCAGCAACAACAGCUGCUGCUGCUGCUGCAGCGGCAGCAACAUCGGCAACUCGUGCUGGCAGCGGCUCACACUAUUCAACGGAUAAAAGUGGCUCGUCCGGUUACUAUAGCUCCCAUGUUUGCUCCACAUACUCGCUGGACGAGCACAUCUAUUGCGAACCGGUCAUAGAUAUCCUAGAAGCGAGCGACAAAAUGGUUGCCGCUAAACAGCGACCAGCAUUGCAGCUGCCAACGAAAGUGACGACGAUUAGUCAGCGUUUGGCAAUGCAAGAUGCGGCUACCACAGCUGUCCAGUCGCUGGCCACAGCAGACAGCACAACGGGCAAUGGAACAAUUGCCAACAUCAGCCAUCAGGAGCAACAGCAGCAACAUAAACAUCAACAACAGCAUCAGCAGCAGCAGCAAUUGUUGCCGCAUUACAGCGAUAAGCUGCGCAUUUUGGAAACAAGCAUUGAGAAUUUGGAUCGCCAUUUGAAGACCUUUCCCUGCCUCUAUGCCCAGCAACACAUUGUGUCCUUUAUGCAGCAGGAUGCCAACAGCAAGGAGCGUACAACAUCAGCGGCAGCCACAACUCUGGACAUUGGUGAAAAGCUGCGCGCCUACAAUCAGUUGCCCACCAUCAUCGAGGGCUACGAUACCCAGCGACAGCAGCAGCAGCAACAACAGUUGGAGCCGAUUGAUGAUUCACUGCUAGACAUUGAUUUGGAUGCCUUUCUGCUGCAGCCAAAGCAGCAACAACAACAACAGCAGCAGCAACAACAUCAUCAACAACAGCAACAAAUGCGCCAGCAACUGUUUGCGGGCAUUGAUAAUCCGAGUUUUCUCAGCGACGAGCAGCUGGAGGAGAACAACUACAAGUGUGCCAAAUACAUCAACUCCUGCCCGGAGGAUGCCUAUCGCCUGGACACCGACUCCACGGCGAAUGCCUCGUAUGCCAAGCGCUACGAGGAUCAGCUGCAUUUCCAGAACACACGCGAGCUGCUCGAAGAUGUGCGCGAUAAGAUUCGCCUGCUGCAGCCGACGCCCACCACGGACAUUCCGCAGGAGCUGGAGGGCAUGAUACAAACCCUGAAGGACGAACUCGAAUCCUAUUUGCAGCGCAUGAAUCAGCACAGUGAACUCGAGCUGCGGCAACUGUGCAGCGGCCUGGGCCGGCAACAACAUGUUCUACGACUGCAGAAUGCCUUUGAACGGCGUCGCAGCUACGCUGGCGAUGUGCAGCUCAAUGCCUACGAGUCGGUGCGCGAUGGUGUGCUCAUCUCGGCGAAUGGACGUCCGUUGAGUGUGCGCGAACAAAUCAUGACCAUUCGUUGUGCCAGCGAUCCCAAUUUCAAAAUGAAACGCAAAUCGAUUAGCGAGGUUUUUCCCGUCGCCGAGUGCUAUGUGGAAUCUGCGGAACCAUCGUGCAGUGUCACGCCCACUCUGACGCAGACUACCACGCCCACUCCGACGACAACUCCUUCGGGCACGCCUUCGCCGCCACUGGAACUGAAGACAACUACGACGAUGGUCACGCAAAUGCAACGCAAUCUCAACUUUCACAAGCCCGUCUUAGCAGCCGAAAGUUCCACAUCACGGCUGGGCAACGGCGGCGGCGGCGGUGGCAGCGGCAACGAUAAGGUGGACAGCAUUGCGGAGUGGCAUCGCAAGAAGCCGAGCAUCUGGGAGAUGUACUACGGCACCAAUCGACUGCAUCAAUCGUUGCUGGGCAAGCAGCGACAUGGCAACGAGCUGGUCAUAAGCAGCGCUCAUCCGACGCUGUCAUAUCCAUCUUCUCGACCCGAAUCGGAUUUUACACUCGACUUGCCGCGCGCCGAGCAGCUGCGCCUCAAAAUGGAAAAGGAGAAAAAGUUCCGCCAAAGAUGUCGCUUCAUCACCACGUUUCUAAGUCUGGUCUUCUUUCUGUUGACCGUUAUGGUUGUCAGUUUGGUUUUAACGCGCGGCAAACGCAUGUUUGGCAGCAUGAUUUAGCCAAAUAAAAA
Drosophila sulfurigaster albostrigata is the source of this 3185-nucleotide messenger RNA. RefSeq lists its product as uncharacterized. The coding region runs from base 379 to 3174 and encodes 931 amino acids. NCBI's taxonomy places the organism in Eukaryota, Metazoa, Arthropoda, Insecta, Diptera, Drosophilidae. The transcript is spliced from 5 exons. The record is from RefSeq and is a predicted model, not a curated record.